Molecule: messenger RNA, 696 nt
Organism: Mesorhabditis spiculigera
Lineage: Eukaryota; Metazoa; Nematoda; Chromadorea; Rhabditida; Rhabditidae
Source: the annotation of a GenBank genome assembly
AUGCGACAUUUUUCUAUCAUAUUUGCCACUGUCUUCCUUCAAGCCUUGACCUCAGCCGAUCAAAGUUGUGCGGUAAACCCGAAGCAGCUGAAAUGUCGUCGAGGGAAACCGGUUGGGGGAAACUCCGGGCAGUCGAAGAGCUCAGGAAUUACGCAAUGGGUUAUGCAAGCAACACCAGCGAUUGAGGAUGAAAUACAGAAAGUAACAUCAUCCCCAAAGAGUCAUGGAAUAACACAAUGGGUCGGUUUUUUCACGCCAGCUGUAGAGUACAACUACAACGACGACCACGAGGACGACAACGAAUACAACGAGUACGACGACUACAACGACUACUACGAGUACGACGACGACGACAACAACAAAUACGCCGACUACAACAAGUACGACGACGACUACAGCGACAACUACUACCAUACCUCCAAAAGCCCCCACCUGCCUAGACGUCUACACGCCCUGGGAACCAGUCACCGAAUGCACAGAAGAAUGUGGAGGAUGUGGAACCUGGAAAAUCCGAAGAACCUGUGCCCCAGAAUGUGUCUGCACUGGCCGCUUAGAACGCGUGGAAAAUUGCAACUAUUCCCUGUGCUGGUUCCCGCACCCGUCGUGUUGCGGACCAAGAAAAAGGACCUAUUUCCCGGACAGAAACCAGCGAUACUCCAAUUGCUGACUUCACUUGUCGAGCCCGUCCCGGUCCAU